AUUUUACACAGAGGUUGCUACUGCAGCAACACGUGUUGGUUUAGCUUUGUGUGCUUCUUCUGAUGCACAAAUUCAGGGGCCUUUUCCAGCAGAGUUUGUUGUGAGAUCACAGGUCGGGAGGAUGACCGCUCGAGUGGAUUUCUCAUUGAUUGCUGCUUUGUGGUAUCUUUUUGGAUACUUGAGCAUAACUCAUGCUAUUCAAAGACAAAACACAGUGGAUGGUUUUUGUCCGGCGACGCUGACGUUCGUGCCGGCCCGUCGAGGAUGUUCUUCUGAUGAAGACUGCCCUGGAGGACACAAAUGCUGUCGAUUUGACUGUGGGCCUGUUUGUGUGCUGCCUGUUUUCAUGAAGCCGGGUCAGUGUCCCCUACCAGAGAUGAUUCCACUGUGUGCUGAAAGCUGUUUCCAUGAUGGCCAGUGUCCUGCCACACAGAAGUGUUGCCCAACCACCGGUGGCUUUGCAUGCAGUGAACCACGUGGUCAGGGAAGAGGGUCAGAUGAGUUGUCAGGGACAUGGACCGGUUCAUGGACCGGGUCAGGGCCAGGGUAGCGGUCUGGGUCAGGGACAGGGCCAGGGACAAGGACAAGGACAGGGAAGCGGCCAGGGACAAGGACAGGGAAGCGGACAGG
Messenger RNA from Carassius auratus (goldfish), 630 nucleotides. RefSeq names its product WAP four-disulfide core domain protein 2-like. The coding region runs from base 122 to 550 and encodes 142 amino acids. Gene Ontology annotation, biological process: innate immune response; antibacterial humoral response. Gene Ontology annotation, cellular component: extracellular region. Gene Ontology annotation, molecular function: serine-type endopeptidase inhibitor activity. Lineage: Eukaryota; Metazoa; Chordata; Actinopteri; Cypriniformes; Cyprinidae. The transcript has 3 exons. The record is from RefSeq and is a predicted model, not a curated record.